Molecule: messenger RNA, 1785 nt
Organism: Malassezia vespertilionis
Lineage: Eukaryota; Fungi; Basidiomycota; Malasseziomycetes; Malasseziales; Malasseziaceae
Exons: 2
Coding region: 1-1785 (594 amino acids)
Cellular component (GO): membrane
Molecular function (GO): sucrose:proton symporter activity
Source: RefSeq, a predicted model, not a curated record
AUGGCUGAUGUAGACCCUGCGGCCGGGGAUGCAUUUACAGGUACGGAACCUCACCUAAAAGGAGAGGUGAAAAUUUUAGGGUCCCGCUUCUGGCAUUCGCUCAUUGUGUCUUUUGGCCAUUUUGGCGGCCACUUUGUAUGGUCUAUUUUGAAUGCGCGCACUGCGCUGUUUCUGUACCGUCUUGGUGUUUCGAAAAGCGUCUCGUCGUUUGUUAUGAUGGGUGGUCCUGCGAGUGGGCUAAUUGUGCAGCCUUGUGUUGGCGUCAUAUCGGAUGGUUGUACGAGCCGGUGGGGGCGGCGACGUCCGUUUCUCUUUGCGGGCAUGGUGUGUUGCGUAGCGGCACUCUGCAUCUUGGCGAUCGCGAGUACCUAUGCAAAGGAGGAAAAUUCUCCGUCGCUCCUUGUUACCCUGAUAGGUAUUUUGGCUUUGAUAUUUAUCGAUAUUACGAUUAAUGCAAUGUCCGCUGCUCAUCGUGCCAUCACACUUGAUGUGAUCCCAGCAAAUGAUCAAGGUACAGUUAAUGCAUGGGCGACUAGAUUCGGCAACUUUGGCUCGGUGUGCGGGUACCUUUUUGGAGAGAUUGAUCUUGCACGGCGCCUGCCAUUUCUUGUCAAGAAUCUUGGCCUCGAUCAGCUCGGUGUGCUUUGCCUUUUUGGCGCCUUCUUUCUUAUCCUGUCGCACAUUUCCCUUUUUGUGUGCAUAAGCGAGUCUGUCUUGAUUCAGUCGCAGUUGGAUGAGAGGCAGCGCAAUGUAACCCUUGUCGCUUUUCUCAAGCAUCUGUACAAGGUUGCCAAACGUCUUCCAGACUCCAUCCGGCAUCUUUUUGUGAUCCAGUUUUUUAGCUGGUUCGCUUGGUUCCCAAUGCUUUACUACAGCGCUCCAUGGGUUGCCGAAAUAUACCAAGCCGCGAUGGAAGCCCCGGAAAAACAGCAUGGUCCAUAUCAAAUAUCUGACAAGGCACGCAACAAAGGCAGUUUCGCCAUGUUCCUCUAUGCGUGCACUGCGAUGGCAUGUUCUAUUAUACUACCUUGGCUUAUCUCUGACAGCCGCAGACAUCUGCAAAAAGAUGGACUGGGCGACUAUGCACCUGCAUCUACAGUCUUUGCGUUACAGGAUCCUCCCGACACUGCUUCCGAACCGCAAGAACUCCAUCAAGAUACCCCCGAACGUACGCGCCGCUUUCUACCACGACUCUUUACUAUCUGUCUGCAUAUGCCCACCAUACCGGAAAUGUGGUUUGCGUCGCAGAUACUGUUUUUCGCAUGCUUUCUCCUAUUUACGUGCCCUAUCUUCAACGCACAUAGCGUUGUGGGCGCAUUUAUGCUCAUCGGUGUGCUUGGAUUUAGUUGGGCGAUGACGCUCUGGGCUCCCUUUGCACUACUGGGCGCCAUGCUGAACGAGUCCGGCCGCGUACAUAUUCCCCUUUCAGGGACGACGGAAAACAUUUCCAUGGCGCCGCUGGACUGCAAUGCCGAGCCUGUUAGUAUCGAAGCUGGCGCGCAUAUAGUCCCUCCAGCUCGAAAAAAGGGACUCUCCAUCCAGGCAGGGACGAUCAUGGGGCUCCAUAAUUGGAGCAUUGUCUUUCCGCAAUUGGCCGCGUCACUCCUCUCGUCACUAGUAUUUUGGCUGCCUACGCGUAUAUGGGACAAGGCGACAGCACAGGCCUAUGACAGCACAGGCCUCUUGUUUCGCCUCGUGAGUCUGAGCACUCUGCUUGCAGCCUACUGCACUUGGCUGUGGAUCCAACGCUACGACGCGCAUUCGGGAUCCACCAUGCAGCGAUAG